AUGUCUACGACCACGAGAACGUUGCGCAACCUGCGUAGAGUUGGUAUCAAGGAUGCCCUCCAUCAAAUGCAACACAUAGGUGAUACCAAAGCGGGCGCGUUGAUUGGGACGGACCGAUAUGGAAACAAGUUCUUUGAGAAUCUGGAGGAGGAGUUGCCAUUGCGAACGAGAUGGGUAGACUACAAGGACUAUGAGACCGAUGCAUCACACAUCGAGCCUGGAUGGCAUGCCUGGAUUUCAUACAUGGUAGACAAGCCGCCGACCCAAGAUCCGAUCCUUAAAACCCAAGUACGGCCUUGGGAAUUGCCCACUCACAGGCCAAAUUUGACGUUCAGCCGUGCUGCUUUCAAGACCUACUCUACUACUAAGCCGAAGCUUACCGCCUGGACACCUACGGUGGCUUCAAGAACAUAG
Messenger RNA from Lachnellula hyalina, 414 nucleotides. RefSeq names its product NADH dehydrogenase [ubiquinone] alpha subcomplex subunit (gene N7BM). The record is from RefSeq and is a predicted model, not a curated record. Gene Ontology annotation, cellular component: membrane. The transcript is spliced from 7 exons. The coding region runs from base 1 to 414 and encodes 137 amino acids. Gene Ontology annotation, biological process: mitochondrial respiratory chain complex I assembly; response to oxidative stress. NCBI's taxonomy places the organism in Eukaryota, Fungi, Ascomycota, Leotiomycetes, Helotiales, Lachnaceae.